Molecule: messenger RNA, 2590 nt
Organism: Rhinolophus ferrumequinum (greater horseshoe bat)
Lineage: Eukaryota; Metazoa; Chordata; Mammalia; Chiroptera; Rhinolophidae
Gene: NDUFAF4
Product: NADH:ubiquinone oxidoreductase complex assembly factor 4
Exons: 3
Coding region: 314-829 (171 amino acids)
Biological process (GO): mitochondrial respiratory chain complex I assembly
Cellular component (GO): mitochondrion
Source: RefSeq, a predicted model, not a curated record
GACUCAAUGAGUCUCCAGAGGUGACACCAUCCUUGGAUUUGAGCCCUGAGCCACCCUACCUCCCCCGGCAGUAACCGCAGGCAAGAACUCGUCGCUGGACCCGGAGGCAGGACGCCCUCGGAUACAGUCUGGGCGGAGAUGCGGCGUGUGCCCUCCCGACCGGUAGGGGGCAAACGGCGCGCAUUUAGCGCCUGCUUUCCGGCGCGCGACCCGCUCGACCCCAGGCGUGCGCAUGCUCGGUUCGUUACGGAGGUGGCCCACACGGCUAUUUUCCCACGUGCGUUGUUAACUGAGGGCAUCAUGUUGUGAGGAGAUGGGGGCCUCGGUGGCUCGCGCAAUCAGGAACUUCAACCUAGAGAACCGGGCGGAACGGGAAAUCAGCAAGAUGAAGCCCUCCCCCGCUCCCAGGCACCCCUCCACCAAGAGCCUCCUGCGAGAGCAAAUGAACUCUCAUCCAGAUAUUAAGGGAGACAUUGUUAGAAAAGAUGACAAACUGCUGUCAUUACUAAAAGACGUAUAUGUUGAUUCCAAAGAUCCCGUGCAGGUAAAAGAUGCUGGACCGCCUCCGGAGCCAAAGGAGUACAGACUGCCGAAGGGCAAUCACUUUGACAUGAAUAUUGAGAACAUUCCCAAAGGCAAAAUUUCCGUUGUAGAGGCAUUAACACUUCUCAAUAAUCAUAAACUUUAUCCGGAAACAUGGACUGCUGAGAAAAUAGCAAAAGAAUACCAUCUAGAACAGAAAGAUGUAAAUUCCCUUCUUAAAUAUUUUGUAACCUUUGAAGUCAAAAUUUUCCCUCCUGAAGACAAGAAAGCAAUACAAUCAAAAUGAAGGAAAUCUUGAAGUUACUUUUUCCAUAUGUACUCCCUGUUCCCAUGCCGUUUGUUUUCUCAUUUUUAACAUAUUAAAUUAUAUAGAUUACUGAAUGUUUAAAGUUCCCUUCUUGUGAGGGCAUACUAUUUAUUAAGCUCUGCUAAAUUUUCAGGACUGACUUUAGAAUACAUUUUGUUUUCUUUUAAACUUUAAUUGGGUUUAGGCAUGUGUUCAUAUGUAGUAUCAGCAUGACCAAAUAACACAUGUAUCAAUUUAUUACAAAUAAAAAAAAGUUAAUGGGUUAUUUUAGGCACAUCAUAUCAUUGGCUUUUAAAUUGGUCAUAUGGCCUCUUGGAAAAUGUCCUGAAUUCCUCAUUUAACAUUGAAAGCUUCACUUUCCAAGUUAGGUGGAUAGUUUAUUCUUCCUAUGGAGUAGUGAAAGUAAGAGCUUUGCUGACUCUUAAGACUGACAUUUUCUUGUUAGGGAAACGGAGGCUUGACAGUGAGGUAGAAUAACAGUAUAACAGCAAUGAAAGGCAGACAGGAGACGACACAAAGAUCAACAGAAAAGGCAUUUUUACUACUAAAAGGAAUGAGAAUUAAUGAGGGCUUUGUUUUUGUUUUGAACUGGUUUUACAUAUGAAAUAACUUUUCAAAACUAUGAAAAGGAAUUGGUGUGUGUAAAAUUUUAGCAAUCGCUGCUUUGACAAACAGAUAAGUUCAAAAGCUUUCAGAGAGGCAGGCAGUAGUGGGAACUAGCUGAAAAAAAUAACUGUCCUCUGGACUUAAUAUAGAAAUAUAAGAAAAUGUUAAAGAAUGGUUAAAUCAAAGAACCAUGAUAAAUGAAACUGGAUGACCAAAUAUAUUUGCUAAUGAAAUGCUGGUUGAAAGAAGAGAGAACAAACAGCUAGUGGAAGUAUAAAAUGUGAUCACUGGAAGGGACCUGGGAAAUUGCUGCGUCAUUCAUUUAACAAACUUGGAGCACAAUGUAUACCAGUACUAAGGUCUUGAGCAAGAUUGUGUAAGUUUAGCUCUGUCGUAUAACUACCUGUGAGAUCUUGGGUGGAUUGUGUCACUUCGUAGAGAUUGAAUUUCCUCUGUAAAUGAUUCUAAUGCUGCCUUAUUUAAAUCUAAGGGUUACUGUGAAGAUAAGAUAAUAAAGGACUGAACAAAUACGACUUUUUGCCGUUGAGAACAGAGGCCUGGGGAAGUUUCAUGACCUAUUUAAGAUUACCUGUACUUUGUGACAUAGCCAGGCCCAGAGUUUAGGUUUCCAGAAUCCUAGUGUUCUGUUUUGUCUGCCGUGCCAAUAAGAAGCAUAUCUCAAAAGAGCAGAAGGUAUGAGUUGUAGGAAUAUUGGGGGUGGUAAGAAAAAUUCCAAGUUAAUCAGUGUCUCUGAGGAAAGAGAGAGAUUCAUUACCCAGGGAGUCCCCUGGAAAUGGUAUGGAAGAGGCUGAGGAAGUCAGCAUGAACAUGAAAUGAGGCAUGUGUAAUACAAAGAAGAAAGAUACUGACUGAGAUUGAAAUUUUUAAGCUGAUUUUCAAAUUUAGUUUCUAUGUGAAUAUACCAAGUUUAGUUUAAAACAGUUCUUUCAAAGAAAACAACUCAAUAUAAAAUGACAUUGUAAAACUCGGGUAAAUCAUCAAAACUAUCAGAUAAGUAUCAAUACUUGAAUCAAUAAUACUGCUAUUUCUGAGCCAUGUUCCCUGUUCAUAUCAAUACUGUGGUUAGGCAACUGUAAAUAUGGCUGUUUUGUAGUGUCACAUAAUAAAGCACUU